AUGCUCUUUGUCGUCUCGACUCCUGGUCUGUUCGACGCCGUCUUCAAUCUUGUUCGCAUCUUCCGAUAUCGCAGUCGCGGCAUCACCACGACGUCCAACCUUGAUAUCGGCCCCAAAAUAAGCAGGCCCCUCGCCAACUACAAGAUUGGUGAGAGUAGCUUGACCGUGCUCAACGGCGUCGUAUUCGUUGCCCGUAGGCACCAAUCUGCCCUAAGACUUUGGCGGGGCUAG
Messenger RNA from Plenodomus lingam JN3, 231 nucleotides. NCBI's taxonomy places the organism in Eukaryota, Fungi, Ascomycota, Dothideomycetes, Pleosporales, Leptosphaeriaceae. The record is from RefSeq and is a predicted model, not a curated record.